Molecule: messenger RNA, 1770 nt
Organism: Lathyrus sativus (Indian pea)
Lineage: Eukaryota; Viridiplantae; Streptophyta; Magnoliopsida; Fabales; Fabaceae
Source: the annotation of a GenBank genome assembly
AUGGAACAUUUAGAGGAACCUAUCAGAUUUCUUCUGGAAGAUAGUCCAUUGCAGUCCGAAGAGAGUGUUUGUGCAAGAGAUGGGUCAGCGAACAUGAAGGGAGAGCUUGCUAUCAAGAGGGAAACUGGAAAAUGGAAAUCAUGCCCCUUUGUUCUUGGUACUUUCUUUUGUGAACGUUUGGCGUAUUACGGGAUUGCUACAAAUCUUGUCACUUAUCUCACAACAAAACUACAUCAAGGACUUGUUUCUGCAGCAAAAAAUGUUACUACUUUUCAGGGAACUUGCUAUCUUACACCUCUUGUUGGAUCCUUCUUUGCUGAUGCCUACUUGGGAAGAUACUGGACAAUUGCAGUGUUCUAUGGAAUCUAUCUCAUUGGAAUCUGCAUAUUGAUCAUUUCAGCAACCAUUCCUGCAUUGACGCCAAUGGAAUGUGUGAAUUCUGUCUGUCCAUCAGCGACUCUAGCUCAAAGUGCUGUAUUUUUCUUUGGACUCUUUUUAAUUGCACUGGGAACUGGUGGAAUAAAGCCAUGUAUUUGGCCUUUUGGGGCAGAUCAGUUUGAUGACACGGAUCAUAGGGAAAGAGCGAGUAAAGGAUCGUUCUUCAAUUGGAAUUAUUUCACUAGUAACAUUGGUGCACUUUUAUCCGUCACUAUAUUGGUAUGGACUGAAGAAAAUGUUGGGUGGGGACUUGGAUAUGGAAUUUCUGCAUCGUUUAUUGGUAUUGCGAUCGUAAUUUUCUUUCUAGGUACACCAGUGUAUAGAUUUCAAAGGCCAGUGGGAAGUCCUCUUACAAGAAUUUGCCAGGUGAUUUCUGCUGCUUUAUUCAAGUGGAAAUUGGAGGUUCCUCCGGACAUUUGUCUCCUCUUUGAAAGAGAAAUGAAGAAUUCCUCCAUUGAAAGAAGUCAUAGACUAGAGCAUAGUGAUGGAUUGAGGUUCCUGGAUAAAGCAGCAGUGAUAUCAGAUGAAGAAAAAGAGAGAGCUGAAAUGACUAGUCCAUGGAGGCUUUGUACAGUUACAAAAGUGGAAGAGUUAAAGAUUUUGAUCCGCAUUUUUCCAAUAUGGGCAUCCGGAAUAAUCUUCUGUGCUGUUUAUGCACAAAUGUCAUCGCUGUUUGUUGAACAAGGGAAAAUGAUGGACACGACUAUUGCUUCUUUGAAAAUUCCGGCUGCCUCUCUUUCAACUUUCGACAUCAUAGCUGUCAUCAUUUGGGUUCCAAUUUACGAUAGAGGCAUUGUUCCAAUAGCAAGGAAAGUCACUGACAAGGUAAGAGGCUUCUCAGAAUUGCAAAGGAUGGGAAUUGGUCUUUUUCUCUCCGUUAUUUGCAUGUCAUCGGCGGCAUUAGUAGAGAGCAAGAGGUUGCAAAUGGCAAAAGAAUUUGGUUUAGUUGACGAAAAUGUCCCUGUACCAAUUAGUAUCUUAUGGCAGAUACCUCAAUAUUUCUUGCUUGGUGCUGCUGAGGUAUUCACCUUUGUUGGACAGCAUGAGUUUUUUUACGAGCAAGCGCCGGAUACAAUGCGCAGUUUUUGCAGCGCAUUGGCACUUUUAACAAAUUCAUUAGGAAAUUAUCUGAGCUCUUUGAUUAUCAUUAUUGUUGAUUACAUCACAACAGAAGAUGGAAAUUGUGGAUGGAUAACUGAUAAUUUGAAUGAGGGUCACCUUGAUUACUUUUUCUGGCUUCUAGCUGGACUUAGUUUCUUGAAUAUGUUGGUGUACAUUGUUUAUGCUAGACAGUACAAACAAAAGAAAGCUUGUCACAUGAGUCUUCCUUAA